Messenger RNA from Symbiodinium pilosum, 1488 nucleotides. Lineage: Eukaryota; Dinophyceae; Suessiales; Symbiodiniaceae. The record is from the annotation of a GenBank genome assembly.
AUGGGCAAGGAGGCUGAUGAGCUCACGGGCUUGGCGACUGUCGAACUGAAUCCGGAGCCUCUCCCUGAAGGAUGGAAGGCUUAUGGAACUUUCUUCAGUCCCACCGUCGACAACGUGCAACUCACAGCCCUGCCUUGGCAACUUCUCUCUGCAGGUGCCUUCAAUCGAGACGCUGCCGUUUUGCUCGGUUUCAACAGCAAUGAGGGCACUGUCCUGGCAAGCUGUGAAGACACUCCAAAAUGCGACAUCUUGCACAAGGGUUCCAACAUGACGGAAGCGGAUUUCGUUUCUCUGUUGACCACGGACAUGUUCAACAUCAGCCACGAUAAAGUCAGGGACGUCCUUGCUGUCUAUGCAGGCAACAGGUCGUCAGAAGACUGGUACUGGAUCGCAACAGCAGUUUACGGAGAUUAUGCUAUUGCUUGCCCAUCGUUGCGGGCAGCACGCCAAAUCUCCAAGGCGAGCAGGAAGGAGACCUUCCUGUACGAGUUUUGCCAGACGCCAGCAGCGCAUGCCCCUGGCUGGGCCGGAAUCUUCGGAGAGGACGGCACGGUGGGCGCCAGUCAUGCAGCCGAACUUGGCUUUGUCUGGCUUGGGGGUGACGGCUGGCAAGCUUCGCGAGGUGCUUCCGAGGGCGGAUGGCCUUUGUCUGGCAAGGACGAGUGGCUACUGGCCAAAACGAUGGCAGCAUACUGGACGAACUUUGCGAAGACCUCCAAUCCAAAUCUCCCAACCGACGUUCGCACCUCUUUGACAAUCCCCUGGACACCCACCACAGACCAAGAGAGCAAGGCGCUGCAGCUGAAGCUGCCUCAUCUAUCAAUCGAAGAUGGCUUGUUGGAGCGCCGCUGCGAGCUCAUGGACGCACUGGGACCAAUGGUGGAAGGCUACACGAUGUCUGGAGACGACGGCAGACGACUAGGGAUGCACUUCCCAGCUCCGCCGAUGCUGUGCAAAGCUGCGAUUCACGUGGAGCAGAUCUACCAGAUUGGCAUUCGUCGUCACGCGCUUGACCAGUCUAUCUCGGAGCAGCCCAGUCAAGCAGUGACGACUGCAAUGCGCCUGGAGGAGCUUCCGACAAAUCGUCUUGCACUGUCGAAGACCUUCGAGUCCAUCAUGGCGGAAGCGGAGACGCGGUUGAAGAAGUACUUCAAGAAUCAGCAGCGCAUGGCUCAGCCAAUGGCAAACGUGCGUGUCGAGUACAGCAAGGUGGCAGCCGAUGAAGUUGUCGCGUGGCUGCGCGCGCCGCACGCUAUCGAAGUGGAGAAGCGACUUCGUGAACAAGCAGAGCCCUGGGAGGACAUCCGCAAGGCCAAACCUCCAUGCAACUGUCGAGACGUCUUCUGCCGCAAGGACUUGCCUGUUGAUGGGGAGAAUCUCACCGUUGGCACCGUGUACACCUUUCGGCUUCGUGUGCAUGAUGGCUUUCGAUGGUCUGUCUGGACGGAGCAUUGCCCGGCCGUGCAAGUGCCUUGGCUUCCAAAUUAG